This is a messenger RNA of Aspergillus mulundensis, 7923 nucleotides long. RefSeq lists its product as uncharacterized. Gene Ontology annotation, biological process: transmembrane transport; lipid metabolic process. Gene Ontology annotation, cellular component: membrane. Bases 1 to 7923 code for a protein of 2640 amino acids. NCBI's taxonomy places the organism in Eukaryota, Fungi, Ascomycota, Eurotiomycetes, Eurotiales, Aspergillaceae. The record is from RefSeq and is a predicted model, not a curated record. Gene Ontology annotation, molecular function: ABC-type transporter activity; ATP hydrolysis activity; ATP binding. The transcript has 10 exons.
AUGGAGUGCUCAAUAGACGUCCAAGAUGUACGGGGUCCUCGGGUGCAUGGCUGCGGCACGGACUUUGACCUGACGCUGCUCUUCCAAGAGUCGAUUCUGGGCAUUGGGCCUCUAUGUGUUGCAUUACUCUGGGCUGGGUUACGGGUAUGGCAGCUGCGUGCUGAUGAAGUAGUUGUGGCUUCUCGUUUACUAUAUUGGACCAAAGUGAUUAUCUAUCUUUUAGCAGCAGUGCUACAGAUCACUCUUCUUGUUGUGCAGGGUAUACUCAAGACCUCGCUAACCCGUGCGACGAUUGCGGCGCACUGCCUCAGUCUUGUGGGCUUCCUGGUGUUCCUCCUUGUCUCUCAUUAUGAACAUACCCGGACGGUGCGACCGUCUACCCUCUUGCUCCUGUAUUUGCUCUACUCCACCGUCGCAGAUGCGCUGCGUGCAAGAACGCUAUGGAGCAUGGCCGAUGAUAACGCGGCCGCUUCCGCCGUCUUCACUGUCAUCUGCGUGUGUAAAUUUGUUCUUCUUGUCGCCGAGCGCGGGCGCAAGUCUGUUCGACCAGACAUCCGCAAGCCUUCGCCCGAUGAGGAAGCCGAUAUUUUCUCGCGAGCUUUCCUGUGGUGGAUGCUGCCCUUAUUCAUACGGGUGCGGUUGAAAUCAGCAUCACCAUUGACCACAGAGACUCUCCCAGGCGUUGAGUCCGACAUGCUCCGUCCAAUUUCCGUUGGCGAUGAAAGACCCACGGUCUUCCACCACCUGUGGGAUGCCCGCAAAUGGCUACUGCUGACUCCGAUUAUUCCGCGGCUUGCCUGUAUCGGCUUUACGUUCUCUCAACCAUUCCUGGUAUAUCGAGCGACGGUCUUCAUGUUUGAGCCGGAUGGUCCAAACAUAAAAAAGGUCGGCGGUGGCCUCAUCGGCGCCUACGCUGUUGUGUAUGUAGGGAUCGCAGCAUCGCAAGCCUUUUACCGUCAAUGCACUGCCCGCGCCAUCAGCGCCGUGCGAGCAGACCUAAUAGGUCAAAUCCAUCACCACACGCUAAAACUCAGCUCAUCGUCCACCUAUCGCGAUUCGGCAUCCAUGUUGAUGAGUGCGGACGUGGAGCGGUUUGCCGCUGGCUCCCGAGACAUGCACGAGUGUUGGGCGUGUAUCAUCGAGCUUGCCCUUGGCAUUUGGCUGCUUGAGGAUCGACUCGGCGUGACCAUCGCCGCAACAGGAGGGUUAACGGCAAUUUUUGUCGCGCUCACCAUGGCUGUUGUCCCACCAGCUGCCAAACGGCAGAACAAGUGGCUGAAGGCUAUGGAAAAUCGCAUCGCCGCCACGACCCAGGCUCUUGCCGCAAUCAAGGGCAUUAAGAUGACUGGAGUUGCGCCGACAAUCCGCAAGGACCUGCUGGGGUUGCGAGAUAUUGAGGACAUAAAACUGAGACACUUUCGAUAUGUCCUACUGGUCGUCGCAUGGGCGGCCUGGAUUCCCGUCAUCAUGGCUCCGAUCAUGGGCUUCACCAUCUACAGCCAGGCGUUCGGACAUACCCUUACGCCACCCGUCGUAUAUCGAUCGCUGACCAUAUUUACCCUCUUCGGCGACGCCAUUGCGGCUCUCAUCAACAGUGCCAUUCAGUUCGUCACGGCAAUUGCUUCGCUCCUGCGUAUCCAGGAGUUCCUGCUAGACGAUAAUACACGCCAUGAUAGCCGACAGCUGCUGAGCGACAUCGAGAAAGACACCGAGUCCGAUGAAACCUCGCUGCUCCCGUCAGCACCAGUUCCGACACAAACAGGGAGUGAAGUGCUUCUGCGACGGCUGAGCAGACGUCUUUCUCGCCGACAACGUCCCGUCACACUUCAAUUGACCCGGGCAUCUGCAGGCUGGAGCUCCGAAGCACCCUCGAUCGUCCAGAAUGCAACACUCGACGCAGCUGCGCCCAGUAUUCUGGCGGUGGUCGGUCCGAUCGGGAGCGGCAAGACCACUUUGUUGCAGAUGCUUCUUGGCGAGACGCAGCAUGCCGCGGGAUCAGUUGCGCUGUCGAGUUCGCACAUUGGAUACUGUGGCCAGACCCCGUGGCUCACCAACGACACGGUUAGGAACAACAUUAUUGGGUCGGACCUGUUUGACGAGAAGUGGUAUUCGUCUGUGGUACUCGCGACUGCCCUCGAUCGAGAUUUCAAGGAAAUGGCGCACGGCGAUGCCACGGUGGUGGCCAAUGAGGGGGGCAGUCUGAGUGGCGGGCAGAAGAAGAGAGUCGCUCUGGCGCGGGCGAUCUACAGUCGAGCGCCCAUUGUGGUAUUGGAUGAUCCGUUCAACGGGCUUGAUGGGAGGACAGAGGGAUUCGUGCUUGAGGCAGUCCUGGGACGGCGAGGCUUGCUGCGUCAAGGGAAGACCUUGGUGGUUUGGGCGACCAGUACUGCGCAGCAGGUACGGUUCGCCGACAGAGUUAUCUCCCUAGAUCAGAACGGUUGUGUUCGAAAGCGGGACUCCUUGCUUCUCGUCCCUCCAACAGACGACACCGGUGAAGAACACGAACAGACACGCAACUCGUUUAUCUUUGACGUGGUUCAGGAUGGCCCUGCCGGUGGAUUACCUCAAGGUCCAGCUGCCCCUCGAGCCAUCCAUGCGAGUGCGGGGGCACAUCGGUACUUUGUUAGAUUCUCUGGCAGACGGAAGUUCUUGGUGUUUCUGGUCCUCUGUGCCAUCUUUGUCUUUGGCGUUACGUUCAAUCAGUACUGGAUAUCCCGCUGGGCUGAGAGCAGCGUUACAGAUCCAUACAGUCCUCAGAAGAUGUAUAUCGGCGUAUACUUUGGCAUCGGGGCGCUUACACUGAUCUUCUGGACUGCGGCUGCUGCUUUCUUCGUCAUAACCAUCACCCAGCGCUCGGCCGACCGUUGUCAUGAAGCGAUCCUGGACACCGUCCUCGGCGCGCCCAUGUCCUUCCUCGACUCUACCGCUGCCGGCGAAACAAUCAACAGAUUCAGCCAAGACAUGCAGCUAAUCGACACCGAGCUACCCUACGACGUCCUCGGGACCGUUACACAAGCCAUGAUGGUCAUCGGCCUCUAUGGAAUCAUCAUCUACAGCUCGCCUUGGUCCGGCUGCGCUAUCCCCGCCGUCGCCGUGGCAGCGUACUUCCUGCAACUGUUCUACCUCCCGACCUCGCGACAGCUCCGAGUGCUGGAAAUCGAGGCCAAAGCCCCUCUAUUCUCGAACUUCAUUGAGACGCUCAACGGCCUUGCAACUAUCCGCGCUCUGCGCUGGACAGCACACUAUGCUCGCCGCAACCUCGAUGCCAUCCGCGUCGCGCAGCAGCCGUUUUAUCUGUUGUUCUCCGCGCAAAACUGGCUGAAUCUGAUUUUAGAUCUUAUCACAGCUGGAGUUGCGGUGGCAAUUAUGUGUGUUGGAGUAGCGACACGGUCGCCGAGUAAUGCGUCUCUAGGGCUGGCUCUGCUUAGUGCAUCAAAUGUGGGCGUCUCAGCGAAGCGCUUGAUCUCGCACUGGACGAAGCUCGAGACAAGCAUGGCGGCCGUCGAGCGAGUACGCUUCUUCACGGACUCGACACCAUCGGAAGAAAGGACAAGUGCAGCUGUGGUCGGCGCUCAGGAUUGGCAUGGCGCAGGCAGUGUCAGCUUUAGCAACGUGUCUGCCAAAUACACAAGAUCAGGACCUCUGGUUCUGCGGGAUGUCUCGAUCACUAUCCGGCCCGGCCAGCGUGUUGCUAUAUGUGGGAGAACCGGAAGCGGAAAGAGCACACUGCUAUCCGCCCUCCUCCGCCUUCUACCCCUGCACAGCGGGACAAUCCACGUCGAUGACACCGACAUCACUUCCCUUCCUCCCAACACCGUCCGCUCCCGAUUCAUUACCCUUCUUCAAGAACCACUCCUCAUCACGGGCACAGUCCGCCACAAUAUGUGUCUGUACGAGCCCAACGCCGGCGAUAUCGAAAUCAUAGCGGCGCUGCAAGCCUUUCCAGGACUGUGGGAGGCGAUCAAUGCGCAGGGCGGACUUGAUGUCGCGUUGACAGAAGGUCUCCUAUCGCACGGACAGAGACAGCUCUUUUGUUUCGCACGGUCGACAUUAUCGCUCUCGCGGCCAGGCGGGAAGAUUGUUAUCUUGGACGAGCCGAUCAGCCAGACGGGGAGUGACGCAGAGACAGAGAGGCUUAUGGACGAGACAAUCCGCGAGCGGUUCAAGGAUUGCACGGUGUUGUGUAUCGCGCACAAUCUCGGUACCAUAAUGAGUUUUGAUAGCGUUGUUGUUAUGGAUAGGGGCGCUGUUGCGGAGACGGGCAGUCCAACCGCGUUGCUGGAUGAUGAGAGCAUCGGCGAUAAGUGCUGCCCUGAAGUCGCGCGACCUAGAUUCCAUCUUCUAAUCGACCCUCAAAAGGUUCCAGAGGAGUACAACUUGUCUCAAGCCCGAACCAGGAACAAGGGUAAAACCGCUACAACAGAAGCAUGGAAUUGGAAGAUCAAGUUCAGCCUCCCUGGACCAAGGAAAAAUGCGAUGACUGCCGAGAGUCGACACCGUCGGUCUACUGUGGCAAGUGCGGAACUCCGGUCAUUGGUGGAGAUCUUACAUCCGAGCCCUGACAGCAGCAUUCAGGAGAAGAAGCUUGAAGGGGAGGCCGAAGCCCUCUGGUUCUCGGUGAGCCAAACGGAAAAGGGGGAAUUGGAAUUGGAAGAGACAGCCAGAUUCAGCAAUCUUAUGAAGCAGUACCUGGGGGAUAUAACGUCAACGUCUCCCCGGCCCACCUCUCUACUCUCCUCUUCUUGUCCCCGGCUUGCUUCCUUCAUAGGGAACACAGGGGCUGGAAAGAGCAGCCUGAUCCAUUUGCUCAUGAAGCAUCCAUGGGACGCCUCCACAAGUACCGUUCGAAGACAAAAGCUCCAGGAUAUCCCCCUUCCUGUAGUGGGACAGCCUGAGAGCACCAUCCCAACCUCGGGAGACGUUCAUCUCUACUACGAUGCCCUGACAAAUACCGACGAAUCGCAGCAAUCAAAGCCUCUUCUGUACGCUGACUGCGAAGGAUUCCACGGCGGCGAUCAGCAGCCAGCAGGACAUAGACCCCGGACGAACAUAGGCAAGAGCGAUGACGAUAGCCGAACGCAUGUACAUUUUGACAGAUGGUACACGUCCUUACGCCGCGGAAUCAGACGGAUUCUCAACCUCCCUAGCCGUCUUGAGGCUCAGCGAAAGACAGCGAUUGGAGAGCUUUUCCCUCGGAUUCUCUACAACUUCUCCGACGUGGUAGUUCACGUUGUGAUCAGUGCAGCCUCCAGAACACGAGAGGAAGACAUUGUCAAAUUACUCGAAUGGGCUCAAUCUUCAAGAGCUGCAGCCGUGAAUCGGGCCCUUCUACCUCACUUGAUUGUCGUGUUGAACAUGUCGGACCCGGAUUCGGAAUUGAACUGGGACGCCAAAAAAAUGACUGCAAAGAUAUUCAAAGAGCAUCAACCGGCUCUGGUUGAGAACAAAACCAUCAGGGAGCAUAAAGAGGCUCUCGAGCGCAUACAUGCUAGGAUCGAUACUUUGGAAGACCUGCUCAAGUACUCAUAUUCGUCCGUGCAGUUCAUCAAAUUGCCCAAUGGCAGCAACAGCGCCAGACUUUCCAAACAAUUGCAAGUUCUACAUCAAAUGAUCUAUGAUACGACAGAGGAAGCGCAUGACAUCAAGAGGAAGGCUAAAAUGCUACUGUGUUCGGACGAUCUCAACACUUUCUUCCGGCUAGGCUUCGACCACUACGCCACCAACCUCGACAAGCCCUUCAGCUUCCUCGAAACCAUAUUUUCUCUACACCCACUGCCAAACGAACUUGCAUCUAACUACUAUGGAAUCAUGAAGGCUGUGAAAAUAGCCGACCAGCAUAGUAAGACCAAAAGAUCAGCCAAAGAAUUCUGCGAUGCGGUCGUUCCAGCCAUCUGCAGCGCCAUCGCACUAGAUGUCUACAGAUCCCGCGAAGGAAUGCCAGGAACGCUUGCACAGAUUUACCGUGGCAAUCCUCUCUCUGAAGAUGACGAUUGGCAAGUAAUCCCUGGCACGUACCUCUCCCACCUUAGGGAGGCGAUAACACUGUUUGAGAACUGUGACUGUCCCUGCGACUUUGUGUCACCAUCUGGUGAGAAAUGUGUCAACGCUCUCUUGGGUCACCAAAGGGCUACGCACCAAAAUGCAGCGGGUCGCGAUAUCGGCUUCGGACCCUUUGAGUCACAAUUCGUCGAUGAUCUGCAAAACCCUAUGGAAGCUGGAAUUUUAGAGGCACUAGAUGAUGUGGAGAAGCAGCUGGAGAACCCUACUGCAAUCGUCCGUGAAGGCGGGGGCAGGGACGCGAAGUUGAAUGCUAUUUGGGCUGUGCACGAAGCCAACCUCCGGCAGCUCCAUUCUUUGGUCCCCGGUGUAGUGAUCUCGAACCCUUCCACAUGUUCCUGGUGUUUCCGGAAGCCACCCACCGCGAUCCUACCGUGUGGACAUGGGGUCUGUAGGGCCUGCAUGAUCGCUCUUUCCGUGCACGAGCACUCUACCUCAGGCGAAGAUCCACGGUUGAUCCGCAUCGACCAAUGCUUUUUCCACCCCAAGCCAGUGGAAUUCAUGCCCUUUCGAUUCCUUCUUCUCCCAGAAUGGAUAGGUAAGCGACUACUGACUCUGGAUAGCGACGGUACCAAGAGUAAGUUCCACCUUGACAUCCUCGCUGCUAUUGAGCAGAGACUUGGGGGCAGUAUCCCGGUUCAACGCUUCUUCGACAUGGUCGGUGGCUCAGGCGCCGGGGGUUUGCUUGCGCUCGGGCUUGGUAUAGGCUGCUGGACAACACAAGAAGCCUUCCCAAAGCUUAGGGAACUGAGCGAUGGCCUGCAAAGACCAGAGGUAACCAUUUGGGAUUGGUUUACUAGUAAAAAGCAAUCGGUGUUUUAUCAGACCAGGCCCUGGGAAGAUGCAAUAAAACGCGCAUUCGGCCACUACGCUAAUACGGCAAUACUCCAGACGAAGUGCUCACUUGGCAUCCCCAGCGUUUUUGUGACGGCAACAAAAGAGGACGGCAGGGGUGCAUUGAUCGCCAAUUACAUCAGGCCCAAUUCCGAUAGUAGCUCUCUCCCAGCCCUCCCCGGGACCACUAGCAAUCGCAAAUCGGAAACAAUGGCGAAGGACUCAGCGAAGGAUGCCACCUAUGAAUUCGUGCGCUGUGGAUUGCAGGGUGGAAAAUUCAAGGUAUGGGAAGCAGCAAGGGCGACCACUGCAAUCCCGGGCCUCUUUGAGCAUUUCAUGCAUGCGAACCGGCGGGUCUAUCUGGGCGGACCAGAGUUCAAAACGGAAACUGCUCGAGUGGUGUUGUACGAAGCCCAGAGCCUUUGGCCGGGUGUAGACUUCCCACAACGCCCCGACCUGCUCCUUUCUAUCGAUGGGGGCCCGUUUCAAGAGCCUGAACAGCCAGACCUGCUGAUGAGCGACUAUUAUAUCAAAUUGUCUUCCGAUCCUUCAAAGAGAUCUUCGAACCAGAAUCAGAUGGCCGCUUUCGAUUUUGCAGAUACCGAAAGACCCGGGAAAGCAUUGUCGGAGAGGUUGACUAUCGCGGUCGAUGAAUUGGCCUAUCGCCUACUGUCUACGUCUUUCUACUUCGACCCUACACACGUCCAAUAUGAGGACAAUCCCAAUCAAGUCACACUUCAAGGAUAUAUUAGGUGCCGGUUUGCUGACAGAUCAGUCGAAACCAAGGCUCUAGGCCAUUUGCUUCGCAGCUACCAGGGUUCGCGGUUCACACUUAACGAAGGCUCCCAAGACUGGAUUAUGGAUGAAGCCGCCAUCAAGGAAUUGGCCGACCAUGGUGUGUUGUCCCUGUUCAUUGAGUUCAACCUCAGAACGCCCGAAUCCAAAUUCACCAUCAGCUUGGCGACAUUUGAUUUUACCCGUCCAAUAAGUGCAUGUCCCAUCUCCAUCAGUGAUAUUACGACGCAUAUCUAG